Messenger RNA from Pseudoliparis swirei, 647 nucleotides. RefSeq names its product MORN repeat-containing protein 4-like. The record is from RefSeq and is a predicted model, not a curated record. The coding region runs from base 100 to 573 and encodes 157 amino acids. NCBI's taxonomy places the organism in Eukaryota, Metazoa, Chordata, Actinopteri, Perciformes, Liparidae. The transcript has 5 exons.
GAGAAAUUGCCGCGGAGAGGAGCAGAAAUCCUCCGCGUGGUGUUUCAGUGAUGGAGAGAAAAAAAGGAGUUGCUCUUUAAUAAAAAAACAGCAGGACCCAUGACCCUGACACGAGGUUCCUUCAGCUACUCCAACGGCGAGGAGUACCACGGCGAAUGGAAAGAAGGUCUGCGUCACGGCCUCGGUCAGCUGACCUUCAGCGACGGGUCGUGCUACACGGGGCAGUUUGAGAACGGCCUGUUCAACGGCGUCGGGGUGCUGGUGUUCCCCGACGGCUCCAGGUAUGAGGGCGAGUUCCUUCAGGGGAAGUUUCAAGGCGUCGGCGUCUUCGCCCGAUUCGACGGGAUGACGUUCGAAGGCGAGUUCAAGGGCGGCUGCGUGGACGGCUACGGGGAGCUGACGUUCCUGGACGGCGGCGGCGGUGGAAGCGGCGGCGGCGGAAGCGGUGGCGGUGGCGGCGGCGGCCACGAGGGCCUGUUUGAGACCAACCAGCUGAUGAGGACGGGGAGCAGCCAGGGAGCCGUGCAGAGGGCGCAGGCGGCAGCCGCCACGGCCCGGACUCUGGCCAUGUGACGCUGGACUCCAUCUCCCACAAUGCACCGCUGUCACCCCCCCCCCCCCCCCCAGUUCCUAUAGCCGGUUGUUAU